AUGGAGGAGCGGAGCAGCCUGAGCCUUGCAGCAGGUCUGGCAGGUCAGAUGCCUGUGGAACAGGCUUCAGCUGAUGCCAUUGUGGACACCACCGAUGAUUUCAUGACACUGUUCCCUUGGGCAGAGAAAAACCAGGACAUGAGAGAAAAAGCAUUUGAUGAUAUCCUCACUAACAAAGCACCUGAGCUACUGAAAGAUUCGGAUACUUUCUUAGGGGAUAAGAAGUGGCUGGUAGGGAACUCUGCAACAUGGGCUGAUUUCUACUGGGAUGUGUGCAGUAUGACACUUCUGUCCUGUAAACCUGACCUGGCAGACAAAUACCUCAGGCUUCUGGCUCUCAAGGAGAGAGAGCAAGCACUUCCAGCUAUUGCAGCCUGCAUCCAUAAAAGGCCGAAGAGUGUAAUGUAGAUCAGCUGCUCAGAAAAAACAAAUGCUUGUUUAGUUUUCAAUAUGACAAGCUGUCUUGACUUGGAAAGACAGGUAUCUGUCAGGGAAAACUGGAGUUUCCCUUGGAAUGAAGAAUGUAAAACCCUCUCCUGUUAGC
Prinia subflava (tawny-flanked prinia) is the source of this 544-nucleotide messenger RNA. RefSeq names its product hematopoietic prostaglandin D synthase-like. The transcript is spliced from 4 exons. The record is from RefSeq and is a predicted model, not a curated record. Lineage: Eukaryota; Metazoa; Chordata; Aves; Passeriformes; Cisticolidae. Gene Ontology annotation, molecular function: glutathione transferase activity. Gene Ontology annotation, biological process: glutathione metabolic process. The coding region runs from base 1 to 408 and encodes 135 amino acids.